CUUGGAGCCCUGGGAAGCUCUUCACCCAGCCCACCCUCCUUCCAACAAGACAACACAGCCGCCUCUACGAAUUUAGGCUCCUCCAUUUUCCCUCGUGUGCCAUCUUCCAUCAGCACUCCCUCAAUUCCCUCCCCAAAUUCUGCUGCGCGCCUCUGUCCGCCAUGUGGGAUGACGAGGACAAUAAUCCCUACGGGUCCUUUGCCCGCCAUGAUUCCAACACGUCUGAUGUGCCAGGCCUCGUCUCCCCCAGCGCCUUGCCAUACCACCCCGCCACACCUCCCUCGAUCGAGUCGUCGUCGCCCACGCACGAGUCGCCCGAGUACAUCUCUCAGCGGGACAUGAGCGAUAUCGAGUACAACGAUGAACCCUCAAGCGGAGAGCCAGUCGCGCCCAAGAAGGGCGGCUACGACAGUCGCGUGGAGCAGUGGUUGUACGAGAACCCUGCGUCGCCCAUCCUCAUCAGCUAUGCCGGGAAGAACGUCGAGGGUGGCGGCAACUACAUCGUCUACACCAUUGAUACCGGCAACAUCACGGUGAAGCGCAGAUACUCCGAGUUUGCCUCACUCCGCGUCACGUUAGUCAACCUCCACCCCACCCUCAUCGUUCCUCCAAUACCCGAAAAGCACACCAUGGCAGACUACGCCGCGAAGCCAACCAAGGCAAAGGAAGACGCCGGCAUCAUCGAGCUAAGGAAGCGCAUGUUGGCCGUGUUCCUCAACCGGUGCAGGAGAAUGAAGGAUGUUCUGGAAGAUGGAGUCUUUUGGAGGUUUUUGGACCCUAAUGCGAGUUGGAACGAAGUGCUUCAUUCUCCGCCGGUGUCUAACCUCCCCAAAAACGUCCUUAAAGCCCCCCCGCUCGAUGCUGCAAACCCCAGUCAAGCCCACAGCUACCUACCCGUUCCCUCUUCAUCCGCCAAGCUCAGGACCUCGGGCCCGACAUCACAUUCCGGAACGCCCACGUCACCGCCCAGCUAUGCCGCCACUCCCUCUACUGCCGCCCACACAACGCCAGGUCCACAGAUAUUCGGUCGCUUCCCGCCAGAGUCGAAGAGUCUUUCCGAAGAAGAACUAGAUCCUUAUUUUAUAAACUUCGAAGUCUCCUCCAAAGAACUGGAGACCCUACUGCAAGGCAGCAUGGAGAAGGUUAAUCGUCGCACACUAUCACACCUUCAGGCAUGGGGUGAUGAUAUGGCAGAGCUAGGUGGUCGGUUAAAUACAUUCUCCCUCAACGAGCAAUCGCAAUCAUUGGCUGCUGCAAUCGAGAAGGUUGGGCAGGCCGUCGACUCGACCUACAUAGCUACAGCAGAGUUGUCCUCAUCCCUAAGUGCGAGUUUUGCCGAGCCGAUGCGGGAGAGUGCACAAUUUGCGGGAGUCGUACGGAGCGUACUUCGGUACCGAGUUCUUAAGCGCAUUCAAGAGGAUAUGACUAAAGAUGAGCUGGAAAAGAAGAAGAAUCUACUCGAUUCACUCGAGCGCAGCGAAGCGGAAGCUAAACGCCUUGAACAGCACUUGAGUGGGGCAGGCCACACAAGUCCUGCGCGAGGUCGAUCAACAUCAAAUAGCUCAACGCGCAGCAACCCAGAAAGGCGACUAGAAGAGGACACUGCAUCAAUUGACUCCGACUUCCCUCCCACACACGGUGAACAACCGCCUUCGUCAUCGCAAGGCGCUCCAGAACCUAGCUCACCGACAGGCAGCCCGCAUAAGAAGAGCGCCAGUGGGAACUUCGUGACCAGUAGGCUUUUCGGACCGAUCAGUCAUGCCUUCAGGGGGAUGGCGGAUGUCGAUCCAGAGAGGUCAAGGCGAGAUCAAAUUGGGAAAACGCGGGAGAGCUUAGUACAGCUUGAGCAAGCCUUAAAGGUUGCUGAGAAAGAUACCAAAGACGCCAGCAGUGGUGUCUUGAAGGAUCUAAGGCGGUUCCAGGAGGAAAAGGAGAAUGAUUUGCGCAGAUACAUGAUGGAAUUUGCACAGUGCCAUAUUGACUGGGCGAAGAGGAAUCAAGCAGCUUGGGAGGAAGCCAAAGCUGAGGUGCAGAACAUUCAGCCGCAGUCGGAAUCCGAAUGAGGCUCUGCAGGCGUGCAUUGAAUGCCACCAUCCAACUGUGUAUCUUGUUGGAAUGUAUUAGAUAAAGACGUAAUACUGUUG
Molecule: messenger RNA, 2144 nt
Organism: Lindgomyces ingoldianus
Lineage: Eukaryota; Fungi; Ascomycota; Dothideomycetes; Pleosporales; Lindgomycetaceae
Product: sorting nexin-like protein-41
Exons: 6
Coding region: 162-2063 (633 amino acids)
Biological process (GO): retrograde transport, endosome to Golgi
Molecular function (GO): phosphatidylinositol binding
Source: RefSeq, a predicted model, not a curated record